Molecule: messenger RNA, 1026 nt
Organism: Mesorhabditis spiculigera
Lineage: Eukaryota; Metazoa; Nematoda; Chromadorea; Rhabditida; Rhabditidae
Source: the annotation of a GenBank genome assembly
AUGCUUCGUCCAGUCUUUCAUGUUACACGGCGCGCUCUCAGCUAUCGUGCUCUCAACGAACGAGGCACUGAGUUUUUGAAAACUCGCGUGGGUCGAUAUGUGAAGCUCGGGAUCCUUGGCGGAACCAUCGUUCUUUACCCGAUUGGCUUGUUGAUAGCUGACGGGCCAUUGGUGAAGUUUACGUUUCCAUGGCGCUAUCCUUGCGAACCGGUCCCUGCGCAAUUUGAACGGUUAUUGGACGAGGAAUACGCGCUGUUUCUGUUAGGGCAAGGCCGAAAACCUGAAGAUGCGGUCAACAAUUUUCAUUUGCUGACUGAUGCUGAAAAGCAAGAUUCGGUCGCCCGUGGGUCACUCGGGGUUAGAACCGGGCUGGAAGUGGCUCUGCCGUUUUUCUUCACUUACUAUAAUGCUGCGGAUGCGCUUUGUGACUUGAGACAGCGGUUCCCGAAGUCGCUUCCGCAAUUUGGCGAAAACAUUGAAAUCGACUGGGAUUCGCGCCUUGGCAAGAUGCUCGCUGAGACUUUUGUUCUAAGUGACGAGGCACGCCGGUUUCUUGUACAGCGUGACUUGCUAGCCCAUGAUGGGUACGCCGCGCUUGGCCAACGGUCCCUGACCUAUGCCACUUUCACGGCCUUCAGUGGUCUACUUGUCUAUGCUUUCCAUUCGAUGUCUAAUCUCUUCAAGGGAUCGUUUACUUCAUUUGUGGUUUUCUACUGUCUCUUCACAGCCGCCGCUAUUUAUGGAAGCCAUCAUUGGCACUUGUUAUAUAGGUACAUUACGGACAUUCACGCAGAUUCUACCUCGGCCCGUUUAUCAUCUUCCCAUUCUGCUGGCGGCCGGGAAUACUAUUACAAAUGGUUGAAGAGGAAUAGGAUUCUUCGCGAGCUUUGCGAUCCGCUCUACACGAAAGUGACAUGGUCUGGAGAUGUUCGAGGCAUCCCAACGAAGAUUGUGACUAGAUAUGAUCUCCUAAAAGACGCGGAUGAAGAUGAUGUCGAAUUGAGUGACGUCGUCGGUGGUGACUUC